Messenger RNA from Exserohilum turcica Et28A, 571 nucleotides. RefSeq lists its product as uncharacterized. NCBI's taxonomy places the organism in Eukaryota, Fungi, Ascomycota, Dothideomycetes, Pleosporales, Pleosporaceae. The record is from RefSeq and is a predicted model, not a curated record. The coding region runs from base 82 to 405 and encodes 107 amino acids. The transcript has a single exon.
GGCUUCAGCGUGUCGGCGUGCGUGUGUGCGUGUAUGUGCUAUGGAUGUAUUUAGUAGUAUCUAAUUCGCAUGGUGGUGGACAUGCAUCCAACCACGGCGCCAGAUCGACGAUCGUCCGAAGCCGAACCUAGCGCUCUUCUUGCUGCUGUCAGCCUGUGCGCCGCCGCCGCCGCUGCUGCUUUGGGCCUCCUCAGCAGCAGCCCGCCGUCGCCUGGUCGGCGUCGUCGUGGUGCCUACGCCGGGCUCAGACUAGCCCCAGGUCCUCGUCACGCCUGUUGCACCAUGCCUUCUGACCAUUUUCGACGCAGCGCCCGCUUCACUUUGCAUACAUCCGCCCAUACAUCUCACACACACACACACACACACAGCAAUGCCCGCUGCACGCGACGGGCGAGCACCAUGUAGGUAGUGUGUAUGUCGUAUCUGCGCACAUGGACGAACGUGUCAUCUCGACGAGAUCCAGGCCCGGCUUGGGGGUUGCCCUGCUCGGCCCUUCGCAGUCGUGGUCGUGGUCGUGGUCUGGUCGUGACUUCCCGCGCUAGGCCCUGCCGCCUGCCCAAUCAGCCGCGGC